CGUCGCUACUUGGUGCAACUCUGAAACCACCGCGUCCCAUUCCAAGGCCCAGAACUGGUCUCUGUCGGCCACUGCUUCCCAAGUUCCCAUCAUCGCCACCCUCGCCGCCACCAACAGCAUGAAGGCCGUCUGCGGUCUCGCGGCCGCGCUCGGCGCGGCCCAGGUGUCGGGCCACUACAUCUUUCAGCAGUUCGGGCUGGGGUCGAGCAAGUUCCCCGUGUACCAGCACGUGCGGUACAACACCAACUACAACUCGCCCGUGACCAGCCUGACGUCCAACGACCUGCGCUGCAACGUCAACGGCGAGUCGGGCCACAACACCACCACCAUCGACGUCAAGGCCGGCGACUCGUUCACGUUUUACACGGAUGUCGCAGUCUACCACCAGGGCCCCAUCUCGUUGUACAUGUCCAAGGCCCCCGGCGCGGCCGCCGACUACGACGGCUCAGGCGACUGGUUCAAAAUCUACGACUACGGCCCGACGUUCAGCGGCGGCCAGGCGUCGUGGCCUCUGCGCACUUCCUACCAGUACAACAUCCCCAAGUGCAUCGCCAGCGGCGAGUACCUGCUGCGCGUGCAGAGCCUGGCCAUCCACAACCCCGGCUCCACGCCCCAGUUCUACGUCAGCUGCGCGCAGGUCAAGGUCGCGGGCGGCGGCAGCACUACCCCGGGACCUACUGUCAAGAUUCCCGGCGCUUUCAAGGCUACCGACCCGGGAUACACGGCCAAUAUCUACAACAACUUCAAGUCGUACACGGUUCCGGGGCCUUCCGUCUUCACCUGCUAGAAUGCAUGUGGUUGAUUUUGUGGUGAUGGGGAGAGCGAUUGUUUCGUAGUUGUGUAUAUAUUGUUUUGUCCAAUUACGUGGCCAGCUUGAGUUGCGCUGCACACUUACGAAGCUUCAUGAUCCAGUCUUUUUAAAUUUUAC
This is a messenger RNA of Lasiosphaeria miniovina, 928 nucleotides long. Its product is annotated as glycosyl hydrolase family 61-domain-containing protein. Bases 119 to 787 code for a protein of 222 amino acids. The record is from RefSeq and is a predicted model, not a curated record. Lineage: Eukaryota; Fungi; Ascomycota; Sordariomycetes; Sordariales; Lasiosphaeriaceae. The transcript is spliced from 4 exons.